Sardina pilchardus (European sardine) is the source of this 1509-nucleotide messenger RNA. RefSeq names its product E3 ubiquitin-protein ligase TRIM35-like. The coding region runs from base 1 to 1410 and encodes 469 amino acids. Gene Ontology annotation, molecular function: protein binding; zinc ion binding; ubiquitin protein ligase activity. The record is from RefSeq and is a predicted model, not a curated record. NCBI's taxonomy places the organism in Eukaryota, Metazoa, Chordata, Actinopteri, Clupeiformes, Clupeidae. Gene Ontology annotation, cellular component: cytoplasm. Gene Ontology annotation, biological process: protein ubiquitination. The transcript has 8 exons.
AUGGCCUCCAUGUCGGUCUCGGAGGAGGAUUUGUCCUGUCCUGUGUGCUGUGAAAUCUUCAAGGAUCCUGUUCUUCUCACCUGCACUCACAGCAUCUGUAAAGCCUGCCUGAAGACCUUUUGGGAAACCAAAGGAUCCAGAGAAUGUCCAGUCUGCAGGAGAAAAUCCUCAAGAGUUGAGCCUCCUCUUAACCUGCAUCUGAAGAACCUGUGUGAGAAUUUACUACAGGACAAAAAUAAAAAAGAGUCCUUUUGCAGUCUGCACCGUUCAAAACUCAAGCUCUUCUGUGAAGAUGACAAACAGCUUGUGUGUGUGGUGUGUCGAGACUCAAAACUGCACAAAACCCACAACUUCAGUCCCAUCGAUGAAGCAGCACUUGAGCGUAAGGAAGAACUGAAGGUCAAACUGCAGCCCAUACAGAACAGGCUGGACACUUUUAAAAAGGCUAAAGAAACCUGUGAUGAAACUGCCCAACACAUUACAGUCCAGGCUCAACACACAGAGAGGCAGAUCAAGCAGGAGUUUGAGAAGCUUCACCAGUUUCUACGAGAUGAAGAGGCAGCCAGGAUAGCUGCACUGAAGGAGGAAGAGGAGCAGAAGAGUCAGAUGAUGAAGGAGAAGAUUGAGAAGAUAAGUGAAGAGAUCUCAUCUCUUACAGACACAAUCAGAGCCAUAGAGAAGGAGAUGGGAGCUGAUGACAUCUCGUUUCUACAGAACUACAAGAGCACAGUGGAAAGAGCCCAGGGCACACUACGGGAUCCAAAGACGUAUUCAGGAGCUCUGAUCAAUGUGGCAAAGCACCUGGGCAACCUGAAGUUCAGAGUCUGGGAGAAGAUGCAGGAGAUUGUUCAGUACACUCCUGUGAUUCUGGAUCCCAACACUGCAAACCCACAUCUCAUCCUGUCUGAGGAUCUGACCCAGAUAUGGGAGAUACAUAAGAGGGAGCAGCUUCCUGACAACCCAGAGAGAUUUGAUGGGAAUCUCUGUGUCCUGGGCUCAGAAGGCUUUAACUCAGGGACUCACUGCUGGGAUGUGGAGGUUGGAGACGGUGAACUCUGGAAACUGGGAGUAAAGACAGAGUCUGGGGAGAGGAAGGGAUGUAAUUGCAAUAGUACAUACAGUUCCAGUAAUAGUGGAGUCUGGAGUGUGGAUCAUUCUUAUGGUGAUUAUGCAACAUGCUCCCCAUCCCAGCUAGACACCACCAUCAUAGUGCAGCAGAAUCCCCAGAGGAUCAGAGUGCAGCUGGACUGGGACAGAGGAAAACUCUCAUUCUCUAACCCUGAUAAUAACACACACAUACACACUUUCACACACACUUUCACUGAGAAACUGUUUCCAUUCUUUCACACACUCUCAUCUCUGAGUAUCUCACCAGUGAAGGCUGCAGUAUCAGUAGAGCAGCUCAGGUAGAGUUCACACACCUGCUGCACUAUCAGCUCAGGUAGAGUUCACACACCUGCUGCUCUAUCAGCUCAGUUAGAGUUCACACACCUGCUGCUCUAUCAGCUC